Molecule: messenger RNA, 201 nt
Organism: Fulvia fulva
Lineage: Eukaryota; Fungi; Ascomycota; Dothideomycetes; Mycosphaerellales; Mycosphaerellaceae
Exons: 2
Coding region: 1-201 (66 amino acids)
Source: RefSeq, a predicted model, not a curated record
AUGAAAGAUGGAGGUGUUGGUGUUGGUGAGUUCGUAAUUCUGGAAGCUUCUUAUGAGACGAAACGCAUCACGAAGUAUGUGCCAAGUGAGGCUCAUCUGGGAGCAUUCGCCGUUACUUCUGGUCUGUGGACGGGCGGAACGGCCGAUGCCAUGGACGAACAACUUGAUCUCCAGGUCCAGAUCGCGGGAAAUCAUAAAUAG